AUUAGAGUGUAAACGUCGACGAACCUACGGAAAGACUCCCAAACGCUGUGGUCAGUCCUCUCUAUCUUUACUCGGAGAACAAAAGCCCCCAAAUUUUAGAGAUUGAACCUUCUCAAAACCCUAAUUUGACCUCGAAGUUCUCUUCCCAGUUCCCACAACCAGAUCUCAAACUCAUCAUGGCAAAAGAGUUCAAAGUUCCGCCGGUGGCGUUUCCAUCAGCAGGAAACCCGGCCGCCGCAGCCCCAAAUAUUCAGCAGCGGCGCGUACCUACUCCACCGUUCCAACCAAACGCCGGCAUCCCCUUCAUGUCCUUCGACAUCGGUUCCGCGGCAGCAUCCACCUCCUCCGGCCCAAUAUACGCCGGCCCCACCGUGGCCGGUGGCUCCGCCAACUUCGACGACGAGGAACCCCUCUUGGACGAGCUCGGGAUCCACCCAGAUCAAAUCUGGAGCAAAAUCAGAUCGGUUCUGAACCCGUUACGGGUAAACCACACGGUUCACAAAGAUUCGGAUCUAUCUGGCCCCAUUCUCCUCUACAUGUCCUUUUGCCUCUUCCAAUUACUCGCAGGGAAAAUCCAAUUCGGUGUGAUCUUGGGUUGGAUCGUGGUCUCUUCCAUCUUCUUGUACGUCGUUUUCAACAUGUUAGCCGGUCGAGCGGGUAACCUCGACCUGCACACCUGCACCAGUGUCGUCGGUUACUGCAUGUUGCCGGUGGUGAUUUUCUCCGCUCUUUCGCUGUUCUUACCGGUCGACGGUGUCAUUCGGCUUUCGAUCGCCGCGAUUUUCGUGUUGUGGGCGACGAGGGCUUCGACGGGUCUCGUUGUCUUGCUCGCCGAUGGCGGGGAUGAACAUCGCGGCUUGAUAGCGUACGCGUGUUUCUUGAUUUACACUCUGUUUUCCUUGCUCGUCAUAUUCUAGGGAUGUCGUUUUGGAUCGCAGUGCUUAUGGUUUAAUUCUUCCUGCGUUUUGAACCUUGUAAUUUUGUGUUGCUGUUAUAUUAUGAUAUAGAAAAUGGAGUUAUUGCCCUUAUUCAAUGUUUGUGUUUAAAGAGUUAUUCCAAGGUUACAUGUGUGUGCGUGUGUUGUGGUAAGUAUAAUGUUUACUAGAUUUUUGUUAUGAUUUUGAAAGGUUUUCAUAGAUCUUCUAGGCUUCUAGCAGGUUAGCUCAUGUUUCUCAAGGUCUAACCCGAUUAUGGUGUUUGUAAUUGUGGUUAUAGUUAACUGUAUGUCUAACUGGAUAAUAUCAGAAGGUUUUACUUUUUGAUGUAUUAAUUUAGUGGCUAAUAUUGUGCCUAUCUUAGUUGUAAUUAGAUUAACAGUUUCGGCCCUUAAAUUUAUCGUUGCAGUCCUAGCUUUUAGCAAUGUGGCUUGGGUAGGGGGAUUUCUAUCAUGCAUAACUUGACUUUGUGUGCUGGACAAAUGACUAUUUAACUCUGGGAUGCAUUUUUUUUCCUUUGAUGGUGAUGUGGUAUAUCAAUUUUGAUUGAUUGAUUGAUUUUACUAAAUACAUGUAAUUAUAACAGCUCAGUGUCACAGCAUCCACCGUGGUUUAGUGACAUCUUAAGAAGCUAUAGAUUGCCUUCUUUAAGUCUAUGGAACUUUAAGUUUGGCCAUGCUGUUUGAGACUUGUAUUGUCUUAAAUAUCUUUUGCAAUCAAAGUUAUCCGUGUGCUAACUGAUCAUUGCCACCAUCAUCGUCACUACUCACUGCCACAUGUGGAUUUUUUUUUAGUCAAACCUAAUCUAAUCUUGCCCAAAAUACUUCUAAUUAGCUGUAGGUGUCAGAAUGGAAUUGAAAUUUGACUUAGAAUUAUAAUUUUACAAUAUAAUUGUAGCCCUAGACAUUUAGACAAACACAUGUCAUGAAUUGUAGUUUUAUUAUAUAAACUACAAAUUUGAAAUUUCCUUGUGUUUUAACCAUCUAUCAGAAAGUUAGGUGGAAAUAUUGAAAUUUUGAUGCUGAUGAGCAGGGCGGUUAUUUCCUCUCACAUCACUCAAAAUUUUUGCUUAGUUUAUUGAAGUGCGCUUGGUAAUUUUGCUCUUCUCAUAUUAUUGUGCAUAUAUCUCUUUCUAUUAUGCUUGCCCUUGUACUUAGUGAAUCCAGACCCUCUACAACUCAAGAUUCAUGGCACCAGUUCUUGCGCAGUUUUUCAAUAGCUGCUUUGUUUUUGAGGAUUCCAUUUGUUAUGUGGGUGGAUGUCUCUGUCCAUUCACACUACUUAGCAUCCUAAAUCUAAGUAUGGUAUACUUGAAAAUGUGAAGGAUUGUAGACAAAUUUUAUCACAAAGAUAUCCUUUCCCAACACAGUAUUCUCUAAAGUAGUUUUUAUUUCAAAGCUGGUGAUAGAAGUGCUGCUGCCCAUGAACUCUAGAGAUCAUGUGUACCGUUACAUCCAUGCUCUGUCAUUGACCUAUAUUAUUGUCCAACAUUGUAUAUGUUUCUAUUGUCAGAAAUAGUGGUAUACGAACAAAUAACAGUUAUUGAUUUUUGUAUAAAAUGCUGUUAUAUGAAUUAAAGAGUAUCAAUGUUGCUCUUG
Molecule: messenger RNA, 2533 nt
Organism: Abrus precatorius (Indian licorice)
Lineage: Eukaryota; Viridiplantae; Streptophyta; Magnoliopsida; Fabales; Fabaceae
Product: protein YIPF5 homolog
Exons: 1
Coding region: 177-917 (246 amino acids)
Biological process (GO): endoplasmic reticulum to Golgi vesicle-mediated transport; vesicle fusion with Golgi apparatus
Cellular component (GO): membrane; trans-Golgi network
Source: RefSeq, a predicted model, not a curated record